Lucilia sericata (common green bottle fly) is the source of this 1991-nucleotide messenger RNA. RefSeq names its product zinc finger protein 665. The record is from RefSeq and is a predicted model, not a curated record. Gene Ontology annotation, molecular function: zinc ion binding. Lineage: Eukaryota; Metazoa; Arthropoda; Insecta; Diptera; Calliphoridae. The transcript has 2 exons. Gene Ontology annotation, cellular component: nucleus. The coding region runs from base 527 to 1747 and encodes 406 amino acids.
GCCACCACGUAAUAAACGGCUUUGUUUGAGCUGAGAUUAAGGGAAACAGAAGUGAGCGUUGAGAAACGUAAGAGAGUGUGAGAUAUUAAAACAUUAAAAAAAGAAAAGAGCAAAGGGUUUUAUAAACUGUUGAAUGUAUAGAUAUAAGGAUAAAAUGUAAGAGUAUUGUAUUUGGGAUUAUGUGAAUGUAGAUAUUUUUGUGACUUAAGGAAAGGUAGGGUUUUGUGGUUGAUGUGCAGUUUAACGCUGUUAUUGUGUUUUCGUAUGUAGAGUUUUUAUGAGGUAAACCUUUAGUUUUGAGAAGAGAACGUUAUUAGUUAACGUUUAAAGAGAGCCUUUAAGGCCUUGAGUUGGUGAGUGUGAGAGAAAGUCUUCUUACUUAUAAAUUUCCAACUAAAGGCUCUCGAAAAGGCCAUUAAAGAUUUCUAUUUCAAAAUGGUUUGGGAGUCCAAUGUGUAAACAAGACUUCUUAGAUUAAAUAAAUUUAUAAUUUAAUUAAAACAAGUAUUAAAAUAAUUUAAACAAUAUGAUGAAUCAAAAUGUGUGUCGCUGUUGCUUAAAGGAAAAUCCUCCACUAACCUAUAAGAUAUUCGAUAAAUAUAGUAAUUUAUGGGAGGAUUUAAAGCUGUGUUUACCGGUUUCCAUAAAAUGUGAAAACACUGAUGGUUUGCCACAAAUUAUUUGUGAUGAAUGCUGGUUGCAGGUGCAGCAGUUCAAAGAAUUUCGCCAGCAAUGUGUGCUGGCAGAUGAGGAGCUAAGGAAUCGUUAUACGGAUUAUAAAAAUCAAGCUGUGGAAGAGGUGUUGGGUUUGAUCGAGAAAUUAAGGCAGGAAGAUAAUAAUGUGAUAACUAACUGGCAGGAGAAGGAAUCAGGAGAGUUUAAUGAAUUUCCUCAUGAUUUAAAUGAUUUUGAUACCUUUGAAUUCUCCCACCUGCCGAGUGAUUUGGAUUUAUAUAGCUCUUCACAUGAUAGCGGUAUAUUUGAAGAGGAUUUAUCGCCACAAAGUAGUUACAAUUUUGAAAAUUUCCUACAAUCCUCUACAAAUCAAAACAACUCAACUGAUCUUUCCUCGGUUUCUACUAGAUCUUCAGAUUCUGAUACCUCUUCUAGAAGAAAGUCCUAUAAAGGCCCCUUUCCUUGCAAUUAUUGUGAUAAAAAAUUUACCCGUAAUUUCCAGCUGAAACUACAUCUUAUAUCCGUUCACCAAAUAGGCGAUGGCCUACAGUAUACUUGUCAGAUAUGCACAAAAACUUUUGCCUCUAAUCACAGCCUAAGUUAUCAUCAGAAAUCGGUACACUAUCAGCAGAAACCUCAUUUUUGUCCACAAUGUGAUCGACAAUUUGUGCUCAAAUCUCAAUUGGUCUCACACAUGCGCAUCCAUACUGGAGAAGCUAAACCGCGCAUUUUUGAGUGUCAGGAGUGUGGUAAAAAAUGGCCCACUAGAUCCGAUCUAAGAACCCAUAUGAGAUCCCACGACCCCAAUAUGGAAAGACCCUUUAAAUGUGAUCGUUGUGAAAAAAGUUUUUUCACUCGGGGACAUCUAACCUCACACCAGUUAGUGCAUACUGGAGAAAAACCUUUCGCCUGUGAGUUCUGCAAUAGAUCCUAUCAAAGUGUAGGCAACCUAAAUAAUCAUAUGGCUCGACGUCAUAUCAAGGAAAUAGUGCAUAGAGAGCAGAAAUCCCUAGAGGAAUAUCAAAUUGCUAAUGACAGCAGACAAGAAGAAAUGGUAUUAAUGGAACUUUAAAGUCCUUAAUAAUAUAUUAGAAAAUAAUUGUAAUUCUAAAUUAGCAUCUUAAAAGUUAUAGACAAGGUAUUAAUUAAUGCUAUAGCUUUGUUUUGAAGGUUUAUAUAUAUUUCCAAAUAUUAAUUCUAUUUAUGUUUGCAUUUUGUUUUCAUUUAAACUUUAACAUAUUCUCCCAAAAAUAGUAUUAAUGAUUCAUAAGAUAAGCUAAUCAUCUAUGUUUAGUAUUAAAUAAUUAAAAUUAAUU